This is a messenger RNA of Closterium sp. Naga37s-1, 2787 nucleotides long. NCBI's taxonomy places the organism in Eukaryota, Viridiplantae, Streptophyta, Zygnematophyceae, Desmidiales, Closteriaceae. The record is from the annotation of a GenBank genome assembly.
AUGGACAGCGUAGAUCUCUCGAAAUGCGUGUGCGAGGCGGGCGCGGUGGAGUGGAUCCGCGACUGGUUUCAGGACUGCGUGUACUCGCGAUGGGACCUGCUCUCCUUCCUGGUCGGCCUCGCCUCCAUCGGCUGCUGGCUCGUCGCGCAGCUGCCGCAGUUCAUUCAGAACAUCCGAGUCGGGUCCGCCGACGCGCUCUCGCCCUGGUUCCUCUUCCAAUGGCUCUCCGGCGAUCUGCUGAACCUGCUGGGCUGUCUGCUGUCGGGCAGCCAGCUCAUCACCCAGACCUUCACGGCCAUCUACUUCAUCUUCGCCGACUGCUGCAUCAUCGCGCAGUAUGUGUACUACCAGCUGAAAAACCGCGACUCGAUCGAGCUGGACGCGGACUGUAUGUCGCGCGCGCCGUCGCAGCAGGACGGCUUCAUCACCGCCGCCGCCUUCUCCUCGCCCUCCGCCGCCCUCCGCCGCCCGCUCCUGUCCGCCAGGCCCGCCGCGCCCGCAGACCACGCGGAUGCCGCCACCAGCACUGAGGCGAUCAGCAGAGCGCUGUCUGUAUUGUCGCCGCCCAGGACGAAGCCACGGCGUGCUGUGGAGGAAAUCCGCGCUUUAGAGAACGAGCUGCCUUAUAGAGCGGUUGAGGCUGGCGGAGUGGCAGCGACAGCAGAGCAUGAGAGUCACAUGCACAGACCAAGGCAGGAGCCGCAGCAUCAACCGCACCGGCACGAGCACCACAACUACCACCCGGUGUCGUUUUUAGCUGGCCGCUCAGGCGCUGUGCUCCUCGCCCACGCCUGGCAAGGCCCCCACCUCCCAUCCGACCCCCGGCCCCCCUCCCUCCCACCCCCCCAAGGCGCAAACGCAUCCAGAGAAGAAGCAGACGUAGCAGGAGAAGCAGACGUGGCAGGAAAAGCAGUGUGCCGGCGGCUCAGUGUUGGUGAGCGGAGAGAGCAAGGCGCAGGAGCGCGGGGGGAUGGGCGAGGCAGGUUGUUACGGAUAGCUGAGGAGGGGGAAGGGCGGGCGGACCUGUUCCCCGUGGCGUCAGACAAUACAGGCGGAAGGGCGGACAGGGCAGGGGUGGCGGGAGCAUGCAGCAGGAGACGUGCGACUGGAGACGAGGCCAGGGGAGCAGAGGGACGCAGGGGCGGGGGGCAGGCGGGGCGAGUGCAGUUCGAGGAGCAAGGGGGAAUGGGCGGGGAGGGCGCGGGCGGCGAGGGGCGCAGGCGCAGGGCGUACAGCGGGCGGGAGGUGCGGCGGGUAGUCGAGCAGUAUGGGCUGGAGCACGGCCCUCCGCUGCUGCACGCCCGCCUCACCAUCCACCACCACCCCCAUGCGCCUGCGCCCAGCCCUGCAGCCCUGAUGGGGGAAGAGAAGGGGCAGGCGGGAGUGGGAGAGGGAGGGAUGGGCGCGGGGCGGGCGGGGCAUGGAGCAGCAGGAGCGGGUGGGGAGGGAGGCGGGCACGGGCGUGAGGGUGGGGCCCCGCGUGGAGAGGGGGGUUACCUGAAGCAGGAGGGGACAGCUGCUAAGGGAGCAGGUGCCUCGGCUGCUGUAGCAGGUGCAGCUGCCACCGUGCCUGGUGCCGUUGGGGGAGGGGCAUCUGAGGGAGGUAGCGCGUCUGGUGGAGGGGCAGCAGGGCCCAGGCCGCAGAAGGCAGGGGCGCUGUCUCUGCUGCUGGGCUCGCUCAUGCUGCUGGCGCUCGCCUCCUCUGCGCUCAGCCCCUCAGAGCAAGGAGAUUCGCUCACAGCACAGCUCAGUGGUGGCGCUGGUCCGUGCAGGGGGGCAAGGUGCAGCAUGGCAUGGUGGGGGACAGGUGAGGUCGAGGCAGCGGCAGGAAGGAAGCUGCUGGCGGUGCAGGCGAGGGAGAGGCAGGCACAGUGGCAUCAGUUGCGGGGGGAGCGGCAUGCGUGGCAGCAGCAGGCGAUGCUGGAGGUUGGGAGAGAGAGGUCUGGCAACAGCACGCUCUGCCUGCUGCAUCCCCAUCACCCCAACUGCCAGCCUGCUGCUGGUGCUGCUGCUGCUGUGCGUGCGGGUGGUGGCAGUGCAGUGAGUGAUGGUGGCAGUUUUGCAGGCAGGGAGGCAGGUGUGGUGCUGCUGCCUCCCGUGCUUCCACUUGCUGGCAGACUGAGCAAGGAGCAGAAGGACGCGGGGGAGAGGGGCGGGAGGGCGAGGGGCAGGGAGGAGGGGGAUGCGGAGAUGGCAGCAUGCAGGGCGGAGAGGAAGCGGCGGAGGAAGGAGCCCAGCAAGUUCAUCCACCAGCUGGGUCUCAUGCUCGGGUGUGUGCAUCCCCCGUUGCAUGACAUCCGUCAUCCAUGGCAUCUUGGCCACUCCAGCAUAUUCUCCACAUACCUCUCCCCCAAACCUCUCGCAGACACCUUUCGUACACACCUCUCCCUUGCACCUCCCCCUCACACCUCUCCCUCACGCCUCUCCCUCACACCUCUCCCUCACACCUCUCCCACACACCUCUCCUUCACGCCUCUCCCUCCCACCUCUCCUUCACACCUCUCCCUCACACCUCUCCAUCACACCCCUCUGUCUCUCCCUCACCAGGUGGGUGUCAGCGGGCUUCUACCUGGGCUCGCGGGUGUCGCAGAUCUGGCAGAACGCGGAGCGCGGGUCAGCAGAGGGGCUGUCCAUGGCCAUGUUUCUCUGCGCCUUCUGUGGCAACCUCACCUACGGCACUGCCAUUCUGCUGCGCGCCCCUUCUCUGUACGCUACUCUGCUGCACGCCGCUUCUCUUCUGCCCGAAACGCUAGUGCAUGCAGAGGGACCUCUGGAAUUGAAGCGUGA